AUGGGCCUCGCGGGUCGUCGGCGCCGCCCGCGCCUGCUUGGAACUGGUAACUUGGAACCGCAAACUAUGCCCCGCGCCUUCCCACGCCGCGGAUUACCGCGAGCCCCAGAGCCCGCCCUGCCCAGCAGCCGCAGGGCAAUUGAAGAUCAGCUAGAGAUAUAUGGAUACAAGAGAGAUGCUGAUGUCUUUGAGCUGUACCUCUCUCAAAAGGAACUGACAGAGGUCAUUGAUCUUUCAAGGUUUAGAAAACUAAAAUACUUAUGGCUCCAUCAUAACAAGCUCCAAGGAAUAGCAUUUUUAACCAGAAACUAUUGUCUGACUGAAUUGUAUCUAAACAACAAUGCAAUAUUUGAGAUAGAAGGGCUGCACUGCUUGCCAUCCCUGAAUGUCCUCCUGCUGCACCAUAAUGAGCUCACGAGUAUCGAUGCCACCGUGAAGGAGCUGAAGGGAAUGCUGGACCUGAAGACCCUAAGUCUAUACCAAAACCCUUUGUGCCAGUAUAACUUGUACCGUUUGUAUAUAAUCUACCACCUUCCGGGAGUACAGCUACUUGACAGAAAUCGAGUUACAGAAAAAGAAAGAAGAUCAAUGAUUACCAUUUUUAACCACAGAAAGGCUCAUAUCAUUCAGUCAAUUGCAUUCGGAGGAAAAGUAGAUGCUUCGUGGAAUUCUAAAUUACCAUUAAAGCAGAAACCCGCCCAGAGGCUUCCUCCAGAUUUUGCAUUUGCAGAUAAUGUAGACAAAACUGUAUUCGAUGACCCUGAGGAUGCUGUUUUUGUGAGGUCCUUGAAGAGAUCAGUGAUGACCAUGACCUCCAUGAACUGGGACACAGUUCCCACUCGAGAGGAGAAAUACCUUCAGGACAAAGGCACAGAAACUGCUGAAAUGCUCACAGUUACACUGAGAUAAGCCCCUGGCAUCUCCACAA
Molecule: messenger RNA, 928 nt
Organism: Octodon degus (degu)
Lineage: Eukaryota; Metazoa; Chordata; Mammalia; Rodentia; Octodontidae
Gene: Lrrc72
Product: leucine rich repeat containing 72
Exons: 9
Coding region: 1-909 (302 amino acids)
Molecular function (GO): protein binding
Source: RefSeq, a predicted model, not a curated record